AUGGCAUUCAUGAUGAACGCUAUUGGUCUUGCGUUUGCUCUCCUCAGUUUUCAUCAGGUUCAUGGUUUUUCUAUAGUCACAGAAAACGGUGGCCAAAAUAUAACUCACCUUGACACAAAUGAUAUUGAUGCUAAAAAUGUUGAUGUUUUUAGACAACUUCUGAACCAGGAAACGAUCAUAAGAAUAGGAUUAGUGAAAAAUGUGCACUCACUGAUGAAAGACAUGGUCGACCUGAAACAAAGUAUUGAGAUACUGGAAUCAUCACAGCAGAAAACAGAAGUAAAGGUGAUAGCAUUGCAAAAGGAAGUAAACGAACUUAAACACGAAAACGAGAACUUAAAACUGAACAAUAGACGGUAUGAAGAAAUAAUCAAUACAAUUAAAGAAAACUUCACUCAAAUAAAUGGCCGUUUUCUUGAGUUUGAAGAACAAUUAGAAGUUAAGAGAGAAGCUUUUGAGAAAAACACCAGUGCGAUACUUGGAGACCUGAAAGUUGAAGUUCGAUAUCUAUCAGUUACUCUUCUGAACCUGAAUAAACAUACUUUGGAACUAGACAAGAGUAUUCCUGAAUUGAUAGAGCAAAAGUAUGAGAUUCUGUCAACAAACUUAAAUACUUCUCUGGAAAAUUUAAAUAAUGAUUUACUUGUUUCUGGCGCAAAUAUAUCAAAGUCGGUGUUAAACCUGGAAAACUCUCAGAAUACACUUGUGUCUUCAAUGUUUGAUAAAAUCAACAAAACCAUUGGCGACAUAAAGGAUGACGUCACACAAUCUCAGUACGACCAGAUGAAGCUGUCCUCUACUGUGUCGUCUCUGGAGGUGUUCCGAAUGAAUGUUACCGGAAAUAAAUGCGACUUGUCUCGGAGGGUAGCUUUUACUGCUGGAGUGACGUCUAAUAGCGGCUCCUGGAGCAGUGGCACCUUGGUGUACGAUAAAGUCAUCAACAACGUGGGAGGAGGAUAUAACCCAAACACCGGAAUCUUCACCGCACCAGUAGAGGGAGAUUAUGUGUUCUACGUCAGUAUCCAAAGUUACAAUACCGAAAAUAUAUAUGUAGAUAUUGUGUUAAAUGGAUCUAGUAAGGUCAGAGCAGCGGCCUACACCCAUAGCUCAAACGAAUAUCGUGAUGUGGGUACAAACCUUGUAACAUUACGACUACAGAAGGGAGACACGGUAUGGGUAAAACAUCACAGUGGUACAGGUUAUCUGACAAGCAGUGACGCACCUCGCACCACGUUCUCUGGAUUUCUUAUUUGAAUUAUGACCAUUGACUCUUUA
This is a messenger RNA of Saccostrea cuccullata (small rock oyster), 1275 nucleotides long. Its product is annotated as multimerin-2-like. Bases 1 to 1254 code for a protein of 417 amino acids. The transcript has 3 exons. Lineage: Eukaryota; Metazoa; Mollusca; Bivalvia; Ostreida; Ostreidae. The record is from RefSeq and is a predicted model, not a curated record. Gene Ontology annotation, molecular function: protein binding.